AUGAAAGAGGCGAAGCAGCCGCCCAAUACGAGGAGCAAGCGCUCUUUCAAAGCGCUUCUCAGAGCAUCCGAUGACCAGGGGUUAAACCUCAGCGAAGCUCGGGGAUCGCAUAUCUGCGCGGAACGAGCGAGGAGAGAUCGGCUACUAUUGGGCUACUAUGAAGAUGUUUCCAUGCGAGAAGCAACGAGGCAACCUAAGCAGGAUAAGACCCGGUGGGCACGGCGGCUUCCAGCGACUUCCUUUGCUUCUUGUCAAUGCAAGCUCGAUGGUUGGGGUAGGAGCAUCAAACGUGUAUUCGGGAAGCUGUCGGAGCGAAGACAAGUAGGACAAGCACCGCCCACGCGAUUUUGUAGAGCGGCGGGCUCGGAACUCACGAAAUCUCCAAUGGGGCGAUAA
Messenger RNA from Gloeophyllum trabeum ATCC 11539, 396 nucleotides. RefSeq lists its product as uncharacterized. Lineage: Eukaryota; Fungi; Basidiomycota; Agaricomycetes; Gloeophyllales; Gloeophyllaceae. Bases 1 to 396 code for a protein of 131 amino acids. The transcript has a single exon. The record is from RefSeq and is a predicted model, not a curated record.